Blumeria graminis f. sp. triticale is the source of this 1920-nucleotide messenger RNA. Lineage: Eukaryota; Fungi; Ascomycota; Leotiomycetes; Helotiales; Erysiphaceae. The record is from the annotation of a GenBank genome assembly.
AUGUCAAAUUUCAGAAGACAGCUCGUCAGGAAUAUAAUUAUAUUUGACCAAAUCUCAUACAAACUUUCAUUCUUACAGACAUCAGGUAGCUCACUUCGAAUACCUUGGACGAUAAAGAUGGCAUCCAGUAACCUUCCUUCUGUAACUACGCGAAAGAGGAAGGUAGAACAACCAGAAUCUUUGUCAAGCAGUAAAAAGCUGAAAGUUGCUGUGAGCUCCGUCAAUGAAUCGUUGACCACACCUGACCCAAAGUACGCCCUUUCCGCUGCUCACGGUAUUGUGCUGAGGAAAUACUACCCUCAUGAGAUGAAUAAUGCGCGCGCUCAGGCUUACAAAGACAACGCGCUCACACGCCCUAUCAGUAUCCUCAAUGCCGCACUUGCCGAAACUCACAAGUUGCGAGAGAACACCAAAGUAGGGAAGGCGGUGGUCCAUUGGUUCAAGAGUGACUUGCGGGUAAAGGAUAACCAUGCCCUCUCGGCAGCGAGCGAAAAAGCUAGGGAAGCUGAUGUACCCCUUCUCGCACUCUUUAUUCUUAGCCCACAGGAUCUAGAGGCGCAUUUGACAGCUCCCAUUCGAGUUGAUUUUUUGUUACGAUCACUGAAGCUAUUACGUGACGAUCUAGCAGUCCUAAAUAUUCCACUACAUAUCAAGACUAUAGAAAAACGAAAGGAAAUACCCACCCUAAUCGCCGCACUUUUGGCAGAAUGGGAAGUGAAACAUAUAUUUGCCAAUAUUGAAUAUGAGGUGGACGAGCUGCGGCGAGAUGCUGAGAUUGUUCGCGGGAUAUCUAAGCAAGAAAUAGCAUUUGACUUACGGCACGAUAGUUGCAUAGUGCAACCUGGAAAAUUGCUCAGCGGCACUGGUAACGCGUACUCGGUCUAUACGCCUUGGUAUCGUGCAUGGAUGGCACACGUUCACUCCAAUCCCGAUCUUUUGGAGACUUUUCCCGCGCCGACGCCCAACCCGUCAUCAAUAACCUCUGAUUCAACCUACACAUCGCUAUUCAAUUGCCCUAUACCCAAACCACCCGAAAAUAAACGACUAUCUUUUGAUGAGACCAAGAGAUUUUCAGCUCUCUGGCCGGCUGGUGAAAGAGAGGCAUCAGACCGUCUAGAAAAGUUUUGCAAAGAGCGGAUCACUGGCUACAAAGCCAAGCGAAAUUUCCCGGCCGAAACCGGUACGUCAAGUCUAAGUCCACACUUCGCAUUAGGAACACUGAGCUCUCGGACUGCUGUCCGAGCUGCGAGGGAAAGUAGUGGCUCGAAGAAGAUAGAUGGAGGAAACGAAGGAGUUCAGACUUGGAUUUCUGAGGUAGCAUGGCGAGAUUUUUAUCGGCAUGUUCUCGUCGCCUUUCCUUAUGUCUGUAUGAAUAAGCCUUUCAAACCGGAGUAUAGUAAGAUUGAAUGGGAAUACAACGAUGACCACUUUAAUGCAUGGAAGGAAGGACGCACGGGGUAUCCGAUUGUCGAUGCUGCUAUGCGACAGUUAGCUUACACAGGCUGGAUGCAUAAUCGACUACGUAUGGUCGUGGCCUCUUUCCUCACAAAACACCUCCUGCUUGAUUGGCGUCUUGGUGAGCAGUAUUUUAUGCUUAAUCUCAUCGAUGGCGAUUUUGCCUCAAAUAAUGGGGGAUGGGGCUGGAGUGCAGGUUCAGGAGUAGAUCCACAGCCUUACUUUCGAAUCUUUAAUCCCGAGCUCCAGUCGGAAAAAUUCGACAAAGAAGGUCACUUCAUUCGUAAAUGGGUACCAGAACUAAAGGGAGUUCGGGGGAGUAAGCCAAUCCAUGACCCGUACGGACGGGGUGCUGCCUCAGAAGCAAAGAGCGGUGGAUAUAUUCCACGUAUUGUGAAUCACAAGGAGGCAAGAGAGCGGUGUUUGCAAAGGUACAAGGAAGGUUUGGGAAAGGUGACCAGUUGA